AUGUCGUCACAGCAUGGACCGCCAGCCUCGCCAAAGAAUGUCAAGGUCAAAGAGCCCGUCCCGGGCACUCCAUUGUUCGGUUGUGAACACAUUCAGCUCCUACUGUCCAACAGCCCAGAGGUCAUGAACAGCUCAAUUCAGUACUACAAAAUGCUACUGCGAGUCAUAUUCGACAACACACCCAUAGUCCCUCAGACGUCCAAGAGCCCGGAUGGGGUCAUUGCUACGUCCUUGACCUCAAACUAUCUAUGUUUGCAGUGCUCGACCAUUGUGCCAGAGGACGAUCGUGAAAAACACGGCCAGAAGAAGAGUCAUCGGUUCUAUGUCGACUCGCGGAGUGGAGCUCUAUUCUGUCAAUUUUGUCAGGACUUCGUCUGGGAUCCUACCCUCGAGGAGCUGCGAGUCAGAAAGAUCGGCACAGGUUCGUUUUCGAGUCGAAAGAGGAAACACGAGGAGCUUUUCGCGGACUCUAUCAAGGAUGCGAAAGAGGAUCCACGCUACAUUUCCACAAAUACCACAGCAGCGUCCUGUAGAGCCGACGGCCUGCGUGGUAUCUACAACGCGGGUGCCACAUGCUAUCAGAACGUCGUCCUCCAGAGCUUCCUGCACAACCCUCUGCUCAGGAACUUCUACUUGAGUGAUGGGCAUCAAAGCAGUAAUUGCGAAGUGCCGUACUGUCUCAGUUGCGCCAUGGACGACAUGUUUCAGGACUUCUACGCUCUCGAAAACACAAAUGGUUACACAGCUGCAAACAUACUCUCGGGGUUCUGGAUAUCAGACAAGAAGGCUUUCGAGAACCUCGUCACCACAAAGGAGCAAGACGCACACGAAUUCUUCCAGUUUCUGGCCGAAGAACUCCACGAAAGGAAUGGCGAUGGAAGAAAGCCAGAAACAGGAAGUGAGCACAGCUGUAACUGCAUCAUUCACCAGACCUUUUAUGGCAAGUUGCAACGCUCUACAACAUGCCUCAAUUGCGGCGGAGUGACAAACUCGAUCGAGUCCUUCCUUGAUCUUAGUCUCGGCCUCGAGAACCUUGCCACCAAGAAAGGCAAGAAGGCGGCCAAAAAUGGCGGCUCGAUAACACUACAAGACUGUCUCGAUGAUGAAUAUAUCAAGUCAGACAAAUGCGACUAUCGAUGUCGGAAUUGUGACUCAUCACAACAAGCACGGCGAGACCAUGGCAUUAAGCUGCUGCCAAACGUCCUUUCAAUACAGUUGAAGCGAUUCGAGUUCAAACAGGGAAGUCGUGAUCGUUCAGCGUCGAAGAUCGACACCAAGGUUCAGUUUCCUCUACAACUCAAUAUGCUUCCGUACACGACACGCGGCAGGUCGGCAGACGCCAAGGACAGCCAAGAGCUGAAUCGGUCGUGCACAUAUGAUCUUUUAAGUGUGGUGGAGCACGUUGGUGAAAUCGAUACUGGCCACUAUGUCACAUACUGCCGCGUUGGAGACCAAUGGUUCUCGUUCAAUGAUCACAAGGUCGAACUGGCCAGGAAGUCAGAUGUGCUUGGCUCGCGAGCAUACUUGCUCUUCUACAUCAUACGCUCACUGGCGUGA
Microdochium trichocladiopsis is the source of this 1557-nucleotide messenger RNA. RefSeq names its product ubiquitin carboxyl-terminal hydrolase. The record is from RefSeq and is a predicted model, not a curated record. The transcript has 6 exons. Lineage: Eukaryota; Fungi; Ascomycota; Sordariomycetes; Xylariales; Microdochiaceae. Bases 1 to 1557 code for a protein of 518 amino acids. Gene Ontology annotation, molecular function: cysteine-type deubiquitinase activity; cysteine-type endopeptidase activity. Gene Ontology annotation, cellular component: nucleus; cytosol.